GGCUCCGGUGGGUGGAGUGGCAGACCGGCAGAGGAGCCCUUUGGCCGAGUGAUCUGAACAAACAAGCUCUCGCACGGCCCCUGCGCACUCCGCCAUGUGCACUGGGAAGUGCUCCCGCCUGGUGGGCCUCACCCUGGUGGCCGCGGCCCUGGCCUGCAUGGCGGCCAACAUCCUCCUGCUCUUCCCCAAUGCUGAGAAGCAGUGGACGCCAGAUCACAUCACCACGCAGGCCUGGCUCAUGGGGGGCGUCAUCGGCGGGGGCCUGAUGGUCCUCUGCACUGGCUGCUCCUCUGUGCGGGCCGGCGGGAAGGGAUGUUGCGGCUACGGAUGCUGUGGGAACCGCUGCCGGAUGCUGCGCUCCGUCUUCUGCUCUGUCUUCGGGGGCCUGGGGGCCUUCUACUGCCUGGUGGUCUCCUCCACAGCACUGGCCGAUGGGCCCUGGUGUGAAACGGAAUCUCAGAAGUGGGCAUCCCCCUUCAAGGAUCUCAGUGACAGCUAUCUUCAAAACAAGGCGAUGUGGAAGGUGUGCCUGAAUCCCCCUUCCAUUGUCCUCUGGCACAUCGUACUCUUCUCCAUCCUGCUGGGGCUGAGCCUGCUGGAGAUGGUGCUGUGCGGCAUCCAAGUAGUCAACGGCCUCUUGGGCACCGUGUGUGGCGACUGCCGCAAGGCCGACGACCGAGCCGGGGAAGGCCUCUGAGACCGACCAACUGACCGACUGACCAGAGCACUUGCACCAACAUCCACUCCUCCACCCACUUGUCCCCUCUCCCCAAAUCUCUCGGCCAGCAGGGAUGCAAUCUUGCAGAUUUAUUGGAAGCCCCCACAAUAAACGCCGC
Messenger RNA from Ahaetulla prasina, 836 nucleotides. RefSeq names its product transmembrane 4 L six family member 5 (gene TM4SF5). The transcript has 5 exons. The record is from RefSeq and is a predicted model, not a curated record. NCBI's taxonomy places the organism in Eukaryota, Metazoa, Chordata, Lepidosauria, Squamata, Colubridae. Bases 95 to 697 code for a protein of 200 amino acids. Gene Ontology annotation, cellular component: membrane.